AUGAACUUAUCAAAACAGAAAGAUGAGCAAGCAAAUCUAAGAGCACAAAAACAAAGGCUUGAAUCUGAUAGAGACACUCUUGAAAAAGAAAGGGUUGACCUGGAGAAAACUAAGACAGAGGUGGCCAGAGCAAAAGAAGAUCUUGAAAACCAACUUAAAUCUCAGACUAGACAACAUGAAAUGCAACUGGUGGAGAUACAGAAAGAGAGGGAGAUUCUUGAGCAGUUGACAAUGAACUUAUCAAAACAGAAAGCUGAUCUAGAAAAAGAGAGGGAUCAUAUUGAGAAGGAAAGAGCAGACAUCAGUUUGAGAGAAGAACUGAAAGAGCAGAGUGAAAUGGAAGGAAUUGACCACAGUAGGACAAAGAUAAAGAGAGAAAUGGAUGAACUGGAACAAACAAGACUUGAUGUGACUAAAGAGCUGGAGAACAAUAAACUACAGAAACAAAUGAUUGAAGAUGAGAGAGAUAAGGUUGAGCAAAUAAAAGCUGAGCUAAAAAAAGAAGCUGAAGAUACUGAAAAACAAAGGCGAGAUUUAGAAAACAAUAGACGGAAUAAUGAAGAAAUGAUAAUUGAACUUCAAAAUGAAAAGAAAGAUAUAGAGAAAGCAAUGGACAGGAUCAGAGAUGAGGAAGCAAAUCUAAGAGCACAAAAACAAAGGCUUGAAUCUGAUAGAGACACUCUUGAAAAAGAAAGGGUUGACAUGGAGAAAACUAAGACAGAGGUGGCCAGAGCAAAAGAAGAUCUUGAAAACCAACUUAAAUCUCAGACUAGACAACAUGAAAUGCAACUGGCGGAGAUAGAGAAAGAGAGGGAGAUUCUUGAGCAGUUGACAAUGAACUUAUCAAAACAGAAAGAUGAUCUAGAAAAAGAGAGGGAUCGUAUUGAGAAGGAAAGAGCAGACAUCAGUUUGAGAGAAGAGUUGAAAGAGCAGAGUGAAAUGGAAGGAAUUGACAACACCAGGAAAAGGAUAAAGAAACAAAUGGAUGAACUGGAACAAACAAGACUUGAUGUGACUAAAGAGCUGGAGAACAAUAAACUCCAGAAACAAAUGAUUGAGGAUGAACGAGAUAAGAUUGAGCAAAUAAAAGCUGAGCUAAAAAAAGAAGCUGAAGAUACUGAAAAACAAAGGCGAGCUAUAGAAAACGAUAGACAAAAUAAUGAAGAAAUUAUAACUAAACUUCAAAAUGAAAAGAAAGAUAUAGAGACAUCAUCAGACAGGAUCAGAGAUGAGGAAGCAAAUCUAAGAGCACAAAAACAAAGGCUUGAAUCUGAUAGAGACACUCUUGAAAAAGAAAGGGUUGACAUGGAGAAAACUAAGACAGAGGUGGCCAGAGCAAAACAAGAUCUUGAAAACCAAAUUAAAUCUCAGACUAGACAACAUGAAAUGCAACUGGUGGAGAUACAGAAAGAGAGGGAGAUUCUUGAGCAGUUGAAAAUGAACUUAUCUAAACAGAAAGAUGAUCUAGAAAAAGAGAGGGAUCAUAUUGAGAAGGAAAGAGCAGACAUCAGUUUGAGAGAAGAACUGAAAGAGCAGAGUGAAAAGGAAGGAAUUGACCACAGUAGGACAAGGAUAAAGAAAGAAAUGGAUCAACUGGAACAAACAAGACUUGAUGUGACAAAAGAGCUGGAGGACAAUAAACUGCAGAAACAAAUGAUUGAAGAUGAGAGAGAUAAGGUUGAGCAAAUAAAAGCUGAGCUAAAAAAAGAAGCUGAAGAUAUUGAAAAACAAAGGCGAGAUAUAGAAAACGAUAGACGAAAUAAUGAGCAAAUGAUAAUUAAACUUCAAAAUGAAAAGAAAGAUAUAGAGACAUCAUCAGACAGGAUCAGAGAUGAGGAAGCAAAUCUAAGAGCACAAAAACAAAGGCUUGAAUCUGAUAGAGACACUCUUGGAAAAGAAAAGAUUGACCUGGAGAAAACUAAGACAGAGAUAGAAGAUCUUGAAAAACAGCUUAAAUCUCAGACUAGACUAUAUGAAAUGCAACUGGUGGAGAUACAGAAAGAGAGGGAGAUUCUUGAGCAGUUGAAAAUGAACUUAUCGAAACAGAAAGAUGAUCUAGAAAAAGAGAGGGAUCGUAUUGAGAAGGAAAGAGCAGACAUCAGUUUGAGAGAAGAGUUGAAAGAGCAGAGUGAAAAGGAAGGAAUUGACCACAGCAGGACAAGGAUAAAGAGAGAAAUGGAUGAACUGGAACAAACAAGACUGGAUGUGACUAAAGAGCUGGAGAACAAUAAACUCCAGAAACAAAUGAUUGAGGAUGAGAGAGAUAAGGUUGAGCAAAUAAAUGCUGAGCUAAAAAGAGAAGCUGAAAAGACAAAACUAGAAUUACAAAAUGAAAGACAGAAGCUUGAAGAAGCAACCACAAAACUUAAGAAAGACAGGGAAAGUGUGGACAGUCUAGCUGAGGAACUUGGGAGGAAACAAGUGGCUCUAGAAAACAUGGAGAUAGAAACAGAAGUGCAAAGGAAGGCAAAUGAGUCUAAUAAACAGAUGCAGGAAAGAGUUCUGAUUGAGCUGAGAAAAACUGUGACAGAUAUAGCAGGAGCCAAGGAGGAUCUGGAAAACGAGCUUGUUGAAGAAAGAGAGAAAAUCAAGAUCAAACAGGCGGAAAUACAGGCAGAAAGAGACAUGCUAAGACAGAGCAUUUCAGAGCAACAGGAUGACAUUGUGAAUAAGAGCGAACAACUGAGACUGAGAGAGGUUGAACUUGAACAACUCCAAGCUUUGAUUUACAGACAGCAAGAUGAAAUAGAAGCCAAUAGAAAAGUGAUCAUAAAUGAAAAAUACAGACUUGAAGGACAGAAAACUGAAAUAGACCAACUGCAGAGAGAAAUCAAUCAAAUGAUGGAGUACGCAACUAAAGAAAGGGCAAAUCUCGAGAAAGAGAAGUCUGAAAUGAUAGCUCAAAAACAUCAAAUGGAUCUUGAACUGAAUAAUGAAAAGGGAUUCAUUGAAGAAAAAACCCAAAUGCUGAACACAUACGAGAAUAAAAUGGACCAAAAGAGAAAAGCUGUAGAGGGAGAGAUGAAUGAGCUUAAAUAUCAAAAACAAGCAACUCAUGAAGAGAAGAACAAGUUAGAACAGAUGAAAAUUGAGCUGCAAAGAGAAGCUGAUUAUAUCAGAAAGCUAAAAGAAGAGACAAGAACUGAAAGACAGAGUUUGGAAAAGAUGGCAGAAAAUCUUCAAAAAGAGAAAGAGGAUCUUGCUCAUCUUGCUGAAGAUACAAAGAGAAAGGAUGAUGAAAUAAAAGUGUUACAUGAAUCUGCAUUAGCAGAUAUACAAAAAGAGAAACACAAUCUUGAGCAAAUGAGAGAAAGCAUGUUCAAACUAACUGAAAUGAUUGACAAUGAGAAAAAGAAAAUGACACUCAGAGAAGAUGAACUACAGCAAAUGCAAGCAGAGAUUUACAGACAACAAACUGAAAUGGAAAACAAAAAGAGCAUAAUUGAAAAUGAAAGAGCAGCAAUGACCAUGAAAAACCAGGACAUGAUGACUGAGCUGACAAAGCAGUCUGAAGAUGUUGAGAUCCAGAUGAAGGAGAAAGAGACUCAGAAAGUCUGA
Molecule: messenger RNA, 3558 nt
Organism: Danio aesculapii
Lineage: Eukaryota; Metazoa; Chordata; Actinopteri; Cypriniformes; Danionidae
Product: trichohyalin-like
Exons: 2
Coding region: 1-3558 (1185 amino acids)
Source: RefSeq, a predicted model, not a curated record